AUGGCUACAGACCCUGACCAUGGACCGGCAUCGUGUAAGGUGGUUUUAGCUGCCUCCGUCGCCCGCGGGCUUCUCGCAGAAGUCAUUGAGGGGCGAAAGGCGCUCGAUAAGCCACCCCACCUCGUUGGAUUUUUGGCCAAUUCUGAUCCUGCGGCGCGCAUGUAUGCGAACUGGACGGAGAAAACUUGCAAGGAAAAUGGAUUCCGCUAUACCUGUCGAGAAGUAACUCGCGAUGAUAUCGAAGACGCUAUCAUCGCCGCCAAUACCGAUGACGAUGUCGACGGAAUAAUGGUAUACUACCCCAUCUUCAACAACCGACAAGACCAAUACCUCCAGCAAAUCGUCGACAUAAGUAAAGAUGUCGAAGGCCUUAGCCAUAGAUACAUCUUCAACAUGUAUCAGAACAUACGCUUCUUAGAUCCUUCGCCGGCCGCUCAGCAGCAAAAGUCAAUAUUACCAUGCACGCCUCUAGCGGUUGUAAAGAUUCUAGAAUACCUGCGAAUAUAUAACACCAUUCUACCAUACGGGAACAGGCUAUUUGGACAUACGAUAUGUGUUAUUAAUAGGUCUGAGGUUGUGGGGAGACCGCUUGCUGCCCUGUUGGCGAACGACGGUGCGCUCGUGUAUAGUGUUGAUAUCACUGGUGUGCAGAAGUUUACUCGUGGCGAAGGAUUGAAGAAACGACGACACGAAGUAGUGGAUAUGGAAGGUUGGUCAUUGAAAGAUGCCGUUCCACAUUGUGAUGUUGUUAUAUCUGGUGUGCCUGGUGAAUCGUUCAAGUUCGACGAAAGCCUUCUGCGCCCUGGUGCCAACUUUACGCCAGCAAUAAAGGAGAAGGCGUCGAUAUAUGUUCCAGCAAUUGGCAAAGUCACGAUUGUUGUACUUCUUCGAAACUUAUUGAGACUUGCGCAGAACCGUAGACCCGAAGGUGGCCAUCCAGCGGACGCUGUCGAGAAGCCAGGGACCCUCGAAGGUACAACAAGUAAUUGA
Molecule: messenger RNA, 990 nt
Organism: Arthroderma uncinatum
Lineage: Eukaryota; Fungi; Ascomycota; Eurotiomycetes; Onygenales; Arthrodermataceae
Product: methylenetetrahydrofolate dehydrogenase
Exons: 4
Coding region: 1-990 (329 amino acids)
Biological process (GO): purine nucleobase biosynthetic process
Cellular component (GO): cytosol
Molecular function (GO): methylenetetrahydrofolate dehydrogenase (NADP+) activity; methylenetetrahydrofolate dehydrogenase (NAD+) activity
Source: RefSeq, a predicted model, not a curated record